Messenger RNA from Zingiber officinale, 1321 nucleotides. RefSeq names its product homeobox-leucine zipper protein ATHB-13-like. The transcript has 2 exons. Gene Ontology annotation, cellular component: nucleus. Lineage: Eukaryota; Viridiplantae; Streptophyta; Magnoliopsida; Zingiberales; Zingiberaceae. The coding region runs from base 104 to 856 and encodes 250 amino acids. Gene Ontology annotation, biological process: positive regulation of DNA-templated transcription. Gene Ontology annotation, molecular function: sequence-specific DNA binding; DNA-binding transcription factor activity, RNA polymerase II-specific. The record is from RefSeq and is a predicted model, not a curated record.
CGCACCUUCUCCCUAGCAAGCUCUCCAUUUCAUUCAUCUAUUUCUUUCUUUCUAUCUUUUUUUUCUUUCUGCGGCCGGCGUACCAAUUCCGUUCCGAAUCCUAAUGACUUUUAAUGGAAUGCUCCCGUUCUUCCCUGCAAACUUGUUGCUGCACCAAAAUUCCAACGAGGAGGAGCACCGUCAGCUGCAAUCCCAUAUGGACGCAGGAGGAUUAGCCGAGAUGGAUCGAGGGAAAAGAGCCUUAAUGUCAUUCUCGAGCAGUGAGGCUCCAGCGCUGAGCUUGGAGGAGAACAGUCUCUCCGACAACGGAUUGGCCGCCGCUGGGGAGAGAAAGAAGAGGCUGAGUUCGGAGCAGAUACGGGUUUUGGAGAAGAAUUUUGAGAUGGGGAGGAAACUCGACACCGAGAGGAAGGGAGAGUUGGCCAGGACGCUGGGGCUGCAGCCGCGGCAGGUUGCGAUUUGGUUUCAAAACCGGAGGGCGAGGUGGAAGACCAAGCAGAUGGAGGAGGAGUACGACGAGCUCCAGCGGCAGUUUGAGGUCGUCAAAGAGGAGAACGGACGGUUACAGGCAGAGAACAAGAGACUUCUUUCCGAGCUUUUGGCUCUCAGAGGAAGGGAAACGUCGACUUGCGAGCCCAUCAACCUGAACAAGGAAGCACAGGCCUCUUGCAGCAUCCGGAUGGACGCCGACUUGGACAUCUCCAGGACAUCCCAACUCCUUUUCGGUAGCUCCUCCGGCCGAGAAAUUUCCAAGGAGGAAAACAGCUGCAUCCGACAAGGCAACUUCUGCAGCAUGUUAGAUGAUCAGUCAGCCUUCUGGGUGUGGUCAGAGCACAACAAGUUUCACCAACACUAAAAGUGCCGACGAAGUUAUUUAUAUUAAUUAAUUCCAAUUCCAUGGCGUGGUGUAUGCUGCUGUAAGUUCAAUAUAAUUUUCAGACGAAGUUUGUAGCCGAUCGAUCGAUCGAUCAUCGAUCCAACAGUUUGGAGAAUAUCGAUCUACAGAAAAUUCUCUCGUCGUUUGUGAUAAUUCGUAGAGGGUGGUACGUAGCAAAUAGUGAAGUGUAUCUCAUUAAAUGGCCUGGGAUUCUUGGAGGUGGAAUUAAUGGCAGGGUCUCCGUUUCUGGCAAAGGGGCAGAUAAAAGGAGGGCAAGUGGGAGAGUGGUGGUUUGAGAACUAGCCAGCCCAAGGACAGGGGGGGAAGAGAGAGAGAGAGAGACAUGUGGAGGAACAGUAGCGUGAGUGUCCAUAUAAGACAUCAUGUCUCCUUUGACAAUGAUAUGUGCAUGUUGAAUUCAGUAACCGGAAAAAGUUUGAUGGA